UCGUUCCUCGGUGACACAUCUCCUCCUCCACCUCCACCUCCUCCUCCUCCUCCGCCGCCGCUGCUCCGUUUCGCCAUUAUGUAUGAAGCUCGGUGAAGGUGCUGAGGUGGAGUCAGCCGCGGGGACGACGGCGGAACAGACACAAACAAACAAGCAAACAAACGGAAACAAAAGGACUAUCUGCUCGUUUCUCCUCCAUGUUCUUCGGUUCUCUCCGGACUGUCCGCCGCUCCACUCCGAUCCGCUCCUGGCCUCUCUCCGACGACACCCAUGCAGCAGAGGAGACCCUGGAUGGGACUACAUGUGAUUUAUGUUGGGUAACGGGGUGAAGCGGAAACUGGACGAGGAUGAGGACGGUUUGGAGCAGGAUCGGCGUCCUCUACGAGCUGGUGGUAUGUCGCAGGCCUCCUUCACUUUGCAGCGGCAGACGGUGCUCAACAUGUCGCUCAUGAAGCUGUACGGCCCACGGACAGGUGCCGACCUCGACCUGCAGCGCCGCGUCCUCAUCAAUAACAUCAUUCGCCGAAUUCAGGAUGAUUUCCGGCAGGAGGGAGUAGGCGCCCUCUUCUUCACAGCUGCUCCAGCCGCCACUGCCGCCCCCCCGGCACCUCCGUCCCUAAGCCUCCUCUCGUCCUCACUGCCGGGGCUGACGGCGCUGGACUCUUGUCUGACUCCUGCCUCGCUGCUGGAGGAAGACCUGCCCAUGUUCUUCACCCUCCCACCUCCCUCCUCCACCCAUCAUCACCUGCACCACUCCCCAAGGCCGCUGCUGCCGCCAUCAGGCAAAGACAGCUUCUCCUCGGCACUGGAAGAGAUUGAGGAACUCUGUCCUCCCUCCUCUUCCUCCUCCUUUUCCUCCUCCUCCUCACCGCCUCCUCCGUCUUCAGCUCGUGUACUGUUUGACGUUAUCAUGAAGGAUGAGGGGCAGGGUUUCAUGGAGGUGGAGAACCGGUCAGAGAAGCCUCUCCCUCCUGCUCCUCUUCCUCCCAGCACGAUAGACUCGUCCUCAUCCUCACCGAGCGCUUUCCUAACCGACUUCGCUCUAGAUGACGUCCUUUUCACAGACAUUGACACGUCCAUGUAUGACCUCGGCCCUGGCCCACCUCCUUUAGGAACUCCACCCUCAAAAAUUGUAAUGGCCGACGACCUGGUGCGGUCCAUGUCUGGUGCUCAGAACCAGUCCUUUAAGAUGGACCUGACUGAGCUGGAUCACAUCAUGGAGGUGCUAGUGGGUAGCUGAGGAGACAUUUUAUACAUUUGUAUGACUUUUGUACGCUUUUAUUUGUACUUCUACUUCACUGUGGCCUUAUUCUGGAGGAUUUGACUUGCUGCACUUUUGACACUGAUAAAUGAUAGUGUUAGCUCAUUUACUCACCAACAGGCUACAUUUCGUUGUUUGGAGGGAAAUCUGCUGCUUAAUUUUACGAAAAGAAACGGAAGGAGGCUGAUGUCCAUGUUGAGGAAAGGAAGAUGAGAUAGACGACAGUAAAGACAGGACAGGGAGAGGAGACGCUUUGUAAUUUAUACCUCUAUCAGAGUAACAUUUACACAAGCAGAUCCAUAGAAGAUGGGUAAUUUACUGAAAUGAGGAACCGUAUUGGACCAAAUGUAACCCCAUAUAGUGUUUCAUGUUGUCGAUUUGUCAGAACGCACUGCAACAGAUUAUUUACAGUUCAUUCAUAAACAUCCGAACCAAUCAUCAGUAAAUGUUUUGUCAUGGAAGAGAGCCAAUGAAAACCUAAUAAUCAAAGUUAGUCAAGUGGCAUGUACGAUUCCACAUGUACAACAAAGUUUCCAUUAGAGUCUGUGUUGAGCUCCAGCUGGAUUUAGCUUAAUAGUAGCCUCUGUUGGACGCUGCUGUAGAGGAGCAGAAGAGAGGCACUGAAGAAUUAAAACGGUGUGUGUUUUUACAGAAAAUUCCCUUCAAAUCUUGUACAUAGAAAUCAGAGUAGAAGUUGUUACCACGGAUGUAUGCAGCAGAGACAGUUGUUGGCUUAGUAAUGAGGUUUGAAGAGAGAAACAAUCAGCUCCUGACACAA
Sphaeramia orbicularis (orbiculate cardinalfish) is the source of this 2039-nucleotide messenger RNA. RefSeq names its product SERTA domain-containing protein 2-like. Gene Ontology annotation, molecular function: transcription regulator activity. The transcript is spliced from 2 exons. Gene Ontology annotation, cellular component: nucleus. The record is from RefSeq and is a predicted model, not a curated record. The coding region runs from base 311 to 1240 and encodes 309 amino acids. NCBI's taxonomy places the organism in Eukaryota, Metazoa, Chordata, Actinopteri, Kurtiformes, Apogonidae.